AAGUUAGUACAUAAAAAGUUUUAUUUCAUCCUCUUUUUCGAAUUCGACGCACCGGAUGCAUUCAUAUCACCACAAUUAUUCGCUGUGAAUCCACGUGGGGAUAUGAUUUACUCGGUGAAAAUUGGCAUGAGACUAGCAUUGGAUCCGGAUACUCGAGAAGCUGUCAUGAUACUGACGAAUCGUCUGAUUUGUCGCUGUUCAAUACGUACUGGAGAGAACAAAACCUUUAUGAUUGACAGCGACAUCACACCCGACGAACUGCGACAGUCCAGCGAUUUUUAUCUACUUGCAGACAACAUUGCCGUCCUACUAACUUACAAUGUUGAAAACUACCAAUUCUCUCAACACGUUCUCUUAUUGAGUGACAUUACCGAAAAUGCAACGGUGAUUAUGAAACGUACGAUGACUCUGCCAGCCCUCAACUCUGGCCUUACCGUUGAUAAGACAAUUCGAACGAUUUCUUGUAAACCCGGGGUUGAUCUGACCUUGUCUACAGCUACUUUCCUUAAACUUUAA
Angiostrongylus costaricensis is the source of this 516-nucleotide messenger RNA. NCBI's taxonomy places the organism in Eukaryota, Metazoa, Nematoda, Chromadorea, Rhabditida, Metastrongylidae. The record is from the annotation of a GenBank genome assembly.